Messenger RNA from Phycomyces blakesleeanus NRRL 1555(-), 660 nucleotides. RefSeq lists its product as hypothetical. The record is from RefSeq and is a predicted model, not a curated record. The transcript is spliced from 2 exons. NCBI's taxonomy places the organism in Eukaryota, Fungi, Mucoromycota, Mucoromycetes, Mucorales, Phycomycetaceae. The coding region runs from base 51 to 500 and encodes 149 amino acids.
UCGCUUUUGUUAUUUAACGGCUCGACUUCAUCGAAAAUCAAUUAUGCCUAAUGACCUCAACGCUACUCUCCAAAAUCUUCUUACUUGGCCGGGUACUUUGGAAGUUUGUACUGCUGCUACUCUUACUCGCAUUUUGUAGGAGUUGGAUGACGAUUAGUACGUACCAGAGCACAUUGUCGGUCGACCUGCUAUCAAUUAUCUUACUCCUUUUUCUGUCUUGCUUGGAGCUAUAUCAGGCAACAACUUUCGACACCAUAAAUCUUCCCUCCUCAACUAUUGUGGUGUCAAACCACUCCCAAAACUUGAAGAGAAUCACCUUGCAAAAAGCCAGUGUCAUUUGUCGGGUUCCACGUACUCCAUUGUCAUUUAGAUACAUGACGUCUCCAUUUCUGACUCUGACAACAACAAACAAACACUGCAACUUGACAACACAAUUCAUAAAAUUCUCUCAAAUCGUACGUCAGCUAGCACAUAAAUCUGCAGUUGAUCAAUACAAUUAACCUUUCAUUUCCGAUGCACUGAGAACUUGUGUAUUGGAUUGAGAAGUUAAGCACAUAGAGUCAACGAGAGUAUGGCGUGUGUUUCGUUCCUGAGAUGUUUCCCUGCCAGCUUAAUUUGCUAAUUAAGCUGGACUCUGGUGAUAAAGUUUGAAUUUAACUU